AUGGCCUCUCAGAAGAAUGGGAGCGCGUUCCGUGGGGGCAAAAAGAUGCUGUGGAUGUUGAGGAAGAGAGGAUGUGUCAAAGAAGAAUGGGAGCGUGUUCCGUGGGGGCAAAAAGAUGCUGUGGAUGUUGAGGAAGAGAGGAUGUGUCAACGGGGAAGUUUGCUCCCGGCAGGGAAAUCACAAACCGUUGGAGGAUUUCACGUCAACUUGGGAAAGGAAUCGCGGGCGCAGACUCUGCAAAAUGGAAAACGUCAGAUCCAUCAUCUCGGAAACCAGCUCCAGCUUAACCAGCACUGCCUCGACACCGCCUUUAACUUUUUCAAGAUGGCGGUGAGCAAGCACUUGACCCGGGGGCGGAAGAUGACCCAUGUCAUCGCCGCAUGUCUGUACUUGGUGUGCAGGACUGAAGGAACUCCGCACAUGCUCCUUGACCUCAGCGACCUCCUUCAGGUGAAUGUCUACGUGCUAGGAAAAACUUUCCUCUUGUUGGCCCGAGAGCUCUGUAUAAACGCUCCUGCUAUAGAUCCCUGCUUAUAUAUUCCUCGUUUUGCGCAUAUGCUGGAGUUUGGGGAUAAGAACCACGAGGUCUCCAUGACGGCCCUGAGGCUGCUGCAGCAGAUGAAGAGGGACUGGAUGCACACGGGGCGCCGGCCGUCGGGCCUUUGUGGAGCAGCUCUGCUGGUUGCGGCAAGGAUGCACGAUUUCCGGCGCACUGUGAAAGAAGUCAUCCGGGUGGUUAAAGUUGGCGAGUCUACAUUAAGGAAAAGGUAG
Molecule: messenger RNA, 771 nt
Organism: Gekko japonicus
Lineage: Eukaryota; Metazoa; Chordata; Lepidosauria; Squamata; Gekkonidae
Product: transcription factor IIIB 90 kDa subunit-like
Exons: 7
Coding region: 1-771 (256 amino acids)
Biological process (GO): DNA-templated transcription initiation; transcription by RNA polymerase III; transcription preinitiation complex assembly
Cellular component (GO): transcription factor TFIIIB complex; transcription preinitiation complex; nucleus
Molecular function (GO): RNA polymerase III type 3 promoter sequence-specific DNA binding; TBP-class protein binding; RNA polymerase III general transcription initiation factor activity
Source: RefSeq, a predicted model, not a curated record